This is a messenger RNA of Penicillium diatomitis, 549 nucleotides long. RefSeq names its product class I SAM-dependent methyltransferase. The record is from RefSeq and is a predicted model, not a curated record. The transcript has 2 exons. Gene Ontology annotation, molecular function: S-adenosylmethionine-dependent methyltransferase activity. Bases 1 to 549 code for a protein of 182 amino acids. NCBI's taxonomy places the organism in Eukaryota, Fungi, Ascomycota, Eurotiomycetes, Eurotiales, Aspergillaceae.
AUGAAUUUGACUUCUGUUGGGGACGGAGAGAUGAGCCACGUGGCGGCUGGUUGGUCUUUCUUCAACGCCAGUGACCCAAGGAAGGCGCUUUCCGAGUCCUGGCGGGUCCUUCAACCUGGCGGCGUCUUAGUAGCCUCCUCCUGGGCGGAAACAGACUGGCUCCGAAUGCUGCGGACCAUCACCAAAGUGGACCCGGCAUGCAUUCCGCCAUCGAUCCCAGCACGAUGGGCGAAAGCAGAGAGUCUGGCCUCUGAACUCGAGAUGGCCGGAUACCGGGACGUCACGGUGCACGAGGUAGAUGUGGACAUACCGUUUCGCUGGCACGAGUCCUUUGUGGACACGAUGAUGACAAAAGUGACUCAAAUGAUGACGGCAAGACAGGACCUAGAUGAGCAGCAGAAGGCGUUGCUUGCACAAUACAUGACGGAGGAAGUGCGAAGCCUGUGUUCGACCGAGCCGGGGAAGCUCAAGGCCGUGUCCUUGGUUGGCGUGGGAGUGAAAGGAUUGUUUCUGCCUGGGCCGCGUACCUCGAAUCAUGGGAUGCGAUAG